This is a messenger RNA of Penicillium canariense, 498 nucleotides long. RefSeq lists its product as uncharacterized. Bases 1 to 498 code for a protein of 165 amino acids. The transcript has 3 exons. The record is from RefSeq and is a predicted model, not a curated record. NCBI's taxonomy places the organism in Eukaryota, Fungi, Ascomycota, Eurotiomycetes, Eurotiales, Aspergillaceae.
AUGCAAGCCCCCCCGUUUGAAUCCGAUGGAUGGAUCGCGCGCGGACCGAUCCCGAGUGCGACCCGAGUGUCGAGGCUCUGGAGACUCCUCACGGCCUGUUCCGCGGCUCUGCUGUUAAUUGGUUAUUUAAUACUGUCGGUGGUGUUUGGGGACUCGGACGACAACCUGCGAGUCGAUCAGACCGCGUCCCUCGUAUUUGCCCUGUUCUUCGUCGGAGUCGCAUAUGUCGGCUCGAUCGUGAUCGCUUGCAUUCACCGCACGCGCCAACUCUUCCUCCUUCGUUCGUUAUUUGUGCCUCAUCUCGUGGUAAACCUGGUCGCGCUAUUUAAUGUCCUUUUGAAUAUCCUCAGUCGCAACCUCUACCCGCUGAACGCGAUCCGCGUGGUCGGAAUCGGCCUUCCCAGUGCAUUUUCUUUGAUCUAUGGUCUCGCAUCGUUCUUAAUCUAUCGUGAAUAUGGAUCGAGCCAAAGCCGGGCGGAGGACGGCACUCCCUCUUGA